GCCAACGUUGGUGCAUUGAAUAUAUCGAGUAACGCGUCGCUUGCAAGAAAACGGAAGUGCGCGUUGUGUUGGAAAUUAAAAAUUUUUACAAAAAAAUAAAUUUUAAAUUUGCAAAUAAAAGUUGAUGAAAAUAUCCUUUUUAAAGUGCAAAUACGGGAAUAUUAAAAAAUUAUUAAAAGCAAAAUGGAUGCGAAUUUGCGUUCACCAAUUUUUUGUCUAGCCGUGUUGUUAUGCCUGGUGGCGCAUGCGCGUGCGACAUACAAAUUGCAGGAACGUUACAGCUGGACACAAUUGGAUUUCGUUUUUCCGAGUGCUAAUUUGAAGCAGCAAGCGCUCGCCAGCGGUGAUUAUGUGCCACAAAAUGCAUUGCCUGUGGGCGUGGAGCAUUGGGGCAAUCGGCUGUUUGUUACGGUGCCACGUUGGCGUGACGGUAUUCCCGCUACAUUGACUUACAUCAACAUGGACCAUAGUGUAACUGGCUCACCGGAGCUCAUUCCAUAUCCCGAUUGGCGUAGCAACACAGCUGGCGAUUGUGCAAACAGCAUCACCACCGCGUAUCGCAUUAAGGCGGACGAGUGUGGCCGUCUAUGGGUACUUGACACCGGCACUGUUGGCAUUGGCAACACCACCACCAAUCCAUGUCCGUAUGCGGUGAACGUCUACGACUUGACCACCAACACACGUAUACGCCGUUAUGAGUUGCGUGCCGAUGACACCAAUGCCAACACUUUUGUUGCCAACAUUGCCGUGGAUAUUGGCAAGUCAUGCGACGAUGCAUUCGCUUACUUUUCCGAUGAACUCGGCUUUGGUUUGAUUGUUUAUUCGUGGGAACUGAAUAAAUCGUGGCGUUUUUCGGCGCACUCAUACUUCUUCCCGGAUCCAUUGCGCGGCGACUACAAUAUUGCCGGCUUGAACUUCCAAUGGGCUGAUGAGGGCAUCUUUGGCAUGGCACUUUCACCCAUACGUUCCGAUGGCUAUCGUACUAUGUUCUUCAGCCCUCUGGCCAGUCAUCGUCAUUUUGCCGUAUCGACGCGCAUUUUACGCGAUGAGAGUCGUGUCGAAGAUAGUUAUCAUGAUUUUGUGGCGCUAGAUGAACGUGGCCCCAAUUCGCAUACGACGGCGCAUGUUAUGAGCGAUGAUGGCAUUGAGCUGUUCAAUUUAAUUGAUCAAAACGCCGUGGGCUGUUGGCAUUCAUCGAUGCCGUACACACCACAAUUUCAUGGCAUUGUAGAUCGUGAUGAUGUCGGCCUGGUGUUUCCGGCCGAUGUGAAGAUCGAUGAAAAUAAAAAUGUGUGGGUACUCUCCGAUCGUAUGCCGGUCUUUUUGCUCUCCGAUCUCGACUACAAUGACGUCAACUUCCGCAUUUACUCUGCGUCGCUGAGCACUUUGAUUGAGAACACCGUCUGCGAUAUACGUAACAAUGCCUACGGGCCAUCGAAUUCGGUUGGCUCGGUUAGCAGUUUCUAUGACACGCCCACGAGUACGAAUAAUAUUUAUGGUCCACAUUUGGGUAUUGGUGGUGGUAACAAAGUGUACGGUCCACCGAAUCCAGUAAAUGUGCCGAAACCGCAGACGCGUCUAAACAAACCCUACUUGCCGCCAUUACCUACAAAGCCGGUUGUGCAAGCGGAUGUGCCACGUGUCGCACCGCCAAGCCGGAAUUAUCUACCGCCAUUGAUGGGCACUGGCUACACAACGCAGCGCGCCGACUCAGCCAAGGCGUACGUCUUCAACAAUGGUCUCACCUAUGAAGCUGGUGGGCCACAUCUGUUUCCGAUACAAGCGGAGGGCUUGAAGAACUAUGUGACAACGCGCACAUCCGGCUGGUGGAUGCAGCGCUGAGCGUGGGAACUCCGGUAACCUUUUUGCACUUAUCACCUAAACCUGAAUAUGCCAACUUCCAAGCAUUCCACAAUGAAAGAGCAUCUACCCGGAAGAAAUUUAUUUUCCCAUACUCGUUUACCUAUCAGUAAUUUUAGAAUAGAUUGUGUGACUUUGUUGUAACUCCGUGCAAAUACCCCGAGGCAACGCUGCACUUUAGUAACAAAGUCUGGCUGUUGCUUCUUAACUGAUUGUAGACAAGAAUAAAUUUGUAAAUACUCAUUUUAUGAAUUUCGCAACCGUAUAUAUAAAUAAUGUUUAAAUAAUUUGUAGUGUGAAGAGCCAAUGUUUUACCUAUUAAGAAAUGUUCUUUGCGAAAUGUUUUCGGAAUGAAUUUAUCGUAAAAUAAAAUGUGUUUUAA
Molecule: messenger RNA, 2242 nt
Organism: Anastrepha ludens (Mexican fruit fly)
Lineage: Eukaryota; Metazoa; Arthropoda; Insecta; Diptera; Tephritidae
Gene: y
Product: protein yellow
Exons: 2
Coding region: 184-1842 (552 amino acids)
Cellular component (GO): extracellular region
Source: RefSeq, a predicted model, not a curated record